Molecule: messenger RNA, 7071 nt
Organism: Closterium sp. NIES-65
Lineage: Eukaryota; Viridiplantae; Streptophyta; Zygnematophyceae; Desmidiales; Closteriaceae
Source: the annotation of a GenBank genome assembly
AUGCCUUCGCCUCGCCCCGUCGAUUCGCCGCCUCGCCCAUCCGCGCAUUCACCCCUCGCGCGCUCCUCCCGUCGUGGCCGCGUCGGGGCUUCCGCCCUUCCGGAGGCUCGGCGCGCAGCAUGGCUGGCAGCUGUCGCAGUCGCCGUCGCCGUUGUCGCAAUGGUGUCGCCUGCGACUGCUGGGCGACCCAACGUGCUGGAUAACUUCCUCCCGCCCUGCCCCACCCUCGCCGAACCUACCAGUGCGCAACCCCGUCCCUUUCUCCCCCUCAGUCCCCCUCCUCUUUCCCGUCUAGCUCCUCUUUUCCCCUCUCCCCUCGCCCUUCCCCUUCUCUUCCUCCCCGUUCCCAUCUCCCGUUUCCCCUCCUGCUUCCUUCCUCCUCCUGUUUCUCCUCCCCAUCCCCCUUGCGCUCCCCUUACCCCCUCUCUUCCCUUUUCCCCUUCCAUCGCGCCGUUGCUUGAAUCUCCUCCCUGCCAGCAUCCCUCCCUCCCUUUUCCCGGCUCGCUCUCCUCCCUCCCAACGCCCCUGCCCCGGCCCCUUCCCUCCCCUCAGCCCACCCGUCCAUCCCUCCACCCAGCGUGCAAGAAGUGGAGCGACUUGGCAACCGUACAAGAAAUGGAGCGACCUGGCGACAUGGGCAAGCGGGUCCAUCCCGGGCCAAGGCGACGCCCGUACAAGAAAUGGAGCGACCCGGCGACGUGGGCCCCCGGGCCCAUCCCAGGCCGAGGCGACGCCAUUGGAGCCAACGUCACAAUCGCGUGCGGGGAGGCCAUUCUGCUCGACACCUCGCCCAUCACCCUCACUCUCCUCAACAUCCGCGGCUUCCUGCGCGUGCUCGACUCCCCUGCGCUCCCCAAGGUCGACCUGUCCGCGGCGUUCAUAGUGGUGCAGGGGAAUUUCUCCAUCGGCACGCCGCAGCAGCACUACAGGCAGCGGAUCAAGAUCACGCUCACGCCCAAUCCCAACAACCGCGCGGACUAUCUCUUCACCGAGAACCUUCCCGCUGAGCCCGCAUUUCCACGGAACCUUGGACACAAGGCGUUUGCAGUGGUGGGCGGCCAGGUGGAUUUCCACGGCAUGCCAGGUGGCAGCAGCACGCCCGCGUGGACGAAGCUGACGGGGACAGCUCAGCCCAACGACCUGGUGAUUACAGUGCAGGAUGACGUCAGCGCGUGGCCUCAGGACGCCUUCGUUGUUGUCACAUCCACUGACUACUUCCCCGACCAGGCGGAGGUCGUAGGGAUCAUUGAUGUGGUGGCACUCCCUUCGGGCGGCUCGAAAAUAUUCCUCGAAAAGCCGCUCCGCCUGAUGCAUUUUGGAGAUCCCAAGGGCGUGCCGGACGGGUACGGGGGCUUCGUGGACCAGCGGGCCGAAGUGGCCCUCCUCAACCGCUCCAUCGCCAUCACGGGAACAGACGAGCCGGCGCCGUACCACCGAGAGGGCGGGCACUUCAUGAUCUUCAUGAGCAACACGCCUCAGUUCAUUGAAGGCGUGGAGUUUGCCCAGAUGGGGCAGCAGGGGAAGCUGGGGCGAUAUAAUAUCCACUUUCACGUGUGCGGGGAUGACGCGGGGCGGAGUGUUGUGCGGAAGAACGUUAUGCAUGACAGCAAGCAGGUGAGGGCGGGGUGGUGGGGAGCAGGAGAAGGUGGGAGCAAGAAGCGCUGUGUGGUGGUGCACACGACGUUCAACCUGACGGUGGAGGAGAACGUGGCAUACCACACGAGGGGCCACUGCUUCAUGGUGGAGGAGAACCGCUGUGUGGUGGUGCACACGACGUUCAAUCUCACCGUCGAAGAGAACGUGGCAUACCACACGAGAGGCCACUGCUUCAUGGUGGAGGAGGGCGGCGAGACCGACAACACCUUCCUGCGCAACCUCGGCAUCUGGACGAGAGCAGUGGAGGUGCUCAUCCCGCUCUCAUCCGAACAUAUGGAAAUCGUUUUUGAGAAUUCUCAAAAGCGAUUUCCCUCCUCACCCUCAACAGUGGAGGUGCUCAUCCCGCUCUCAUCCGACCCCACCAAGACGGAGGAGACAGGCGAUGUCCCGUUCACGUUAGCACAUGCACGGGACUUGUACCUUAUCCCCACCCCCAACCACCCCCUGCUCCCCCUCACCGCCUCUCCUAUCAGUGGAGGUGCUCAUCCCCCUGUCAGCAGCCGACCCCACCAAGACGGAGGAGACGGACGACAACCCGGCCAUCUUCUCGUUCACCCAGUGCUUGCCUUACUCCCUUUCAUCUCUCUCUCUCCCAACCAUCAACCCAUCAACCAUUCCCCCCUAUCAGUGGAGGUGCUCAUCCCGCUGUCAGCAGCCGACCCCACCAAGACGGAGGAGACGGACGACGCCCCGUCCACGUUUUGGAUCACCAACCCCAACAACAACUUCAUUGGGAACACGGUGGGGAGCAUCAACGCCCCGUCCACCUUCUGGAUCACCAACCCCAACAGCUUCAUUGGGAACGUGGCGGCCGGCUCUGAAAACUCAGGCUAUUGGAUGGAGCUGAGGGACCGGGUGCGCGGAUUCACGCUCUCUUACCCCGGACUCAAUGCUACAGUCCCUGCCAACGGCCCCUUUGGCAUUUAUCGUCAAGGUGACUUCUGGGUCGACUCAGAAGUCAACGCCACCGUGCCGGCCAACGGCCCCUUUGGCAUCUACCGUGAUAACUGGCAGUGGAAGCCGUCUACAGGAACCAUCAGCGGGCUGCUUCUCUACAAGCAAUCCGGGGAUGGUUUGUUCGUGCACAAUUCAGACGGACUCAUCAUCACCAACAGCACGUUUGCUGACAACCGCCAGGGGCUGAACCUGCUGGGCAACACGGGCGUGAAGGUGACAGACAGCCGAUUCAUCGGGGUGACGCCCAACUAUGGCAACCCCCGCAUGUGUGACUCCACGCCGCAGAUGUGUGGGCCUGUCACCGGCUGCGACUUCCCCCUGGCUGCUGGGCAGCAGGGGCGGUCACAGGGGUGGUCGCACUGGAAGAACCCCAUCUUUGGCAUCAUCAUCGACCAUCCCACCUUUGGAUUCGACUUCGCCCGCGCCCACGCCAUCUCCAACUGCCGGUUCCACGCGUAUGAUAGCACGUGCCGCCUAGCUGCUGCCAUUGGCGCGGGCAUCAACGGAGCUCCCAAGGACACGUGGGCCACGGCCACCAGUGUGCAGGCUGUGACAGGCACACCCGGCACCAACAUGCUCUACUUUCCUCCCCGCAACUUCACCUUCCCCGUGAGUGCUGCUGCUCCCUUCCUCCCACCUGACCUCGCACGUGAGCUCUCCGUGAGGUCCCCGACGCACGACGUGUUUGACGUGCCGGGAGGAGACGUGAACAGAGGAGGAGAGGCAACAGACCUGUACACCCUGUGGGACAAAGACGGCUCUCUGCUCAACGCCACUGCCGGAGGCUACCUGCUGGCAAACAACACCGCCCUGCUGCCCCCCACCAAGCGCUUCCCUGCUUGCCAGCCCGUGCCCGCUUGGAAUGCCUAUGCGUGCCCGGGGACAUGCUACCGUACUGUCAUGUUUACUUACCUGGAGCCGGGGUUUGCUGUGUAUGCGAACAGCAGCGUGCCGGAUACACGCAAGCGAGGGGACUUCAGCUACCUCGCCAUUCGUCGCAUAGAGGACGACACAGUGAUCACAGUGGACGGCAAUCUGCGGUCGGUGGGCAACAUGUGGACAGCAGGCCAGCGCAUCUUCGUGGUGCCCCUGCUGGCGAACGCCACCUACGAGGUCAACAUAGGGUUACCGGGUAACAACCGCGCCUUCUUCCCCAGCAACAUCACGGUGCAAUUGCGCGACAGCAACGGGUGUGGCGGGCCGGUGACUCUGAGGAUUCCGGCGAAGCAGAGCAACCAAUGGAUGAUCAAGGAGGAGCAAGACGUGAACUGGAAGGCCUGCGCGGGCACAUCAGACAAAGCAGCGGUGCAGUUCUCAUUCGUGUGCUUCAAGUUCAAGCCAACUCUCGAGCUCUUUUUCGACGGAACCUCCUCCAAGCCAAUCUCGCUGCGGCCUCGUGGCACUGGGGUCAACAUGGGCAUGCGACGUGAGUGGCAGGGAGCUGCAUGCAUCAGAGCUUGUCCAGUUUUAAGACUUCUCAUUUUUGAGACGUCUCAAAACUGCAGCCUCGUGGCACCGUACCCAACAUGGGCAUGCGACAUGGAGCUGCAUGCAGCACUGCUUGUCCUCAAUUCUCUCUGUUGCCAUCCCUCCCCAAUCCCACCCCCCUUUUCCACCAGUCGCUGCGGCCUUGUGGCACCGGGGUCCACGUGGGCAUACGAUGUCAGCGGCAGGGAGCUGCAUGCGGCAGUGACGGGCGCCAUGGGCUUCAGCUCUCCGCGCUUCAACGAUGCCAGCUGGCCGCGAGGCCCGGCUAUCAUUGGCUAUGUGGGAUGGCGGUGGGUCGGCAUCAACACAUGGACACCCCCCUCAGGAGACGCCCUGCCCACCUUCUACUACCGGCGGCCGUUCCGAGUGGCCAACAGCGCGUGUGCCACGGGGCUGUAUGUGGACGUGAUCGUGAACGACGGCGUGCUUCUCUAUCUCAACGGGGUGGAGAUGCUGCGAGUCAACAUGGCACCCGGCGCUGUGAAUGUUUCCUCGAGGGCCCUAUCCAACCAGAACGUGUGGGACUACACGUCCUUCUUCAUCCCUCUCAACGCCACAGCACCCUUCUCUCUCGCGGAGGGCACCAACCACAUCGCCGCCGAAUCACACGCCGCCAUCUGGACCACCGAGAACUUCUUUGACCUCAAACUGUCCGCCCAGAUGGAUAGCGCAACAUGCAGUGGCGUGCUCAUUCUACAGGAGGUGUGCGACGGGCUCGACAACAACAACGACGGCAAGGUUGACAUAGACCCACUGACCGACCGGCUUCUCACGCGCCCGUGCCGCAACCCCUGUGGGGCUGGUAUUGAGACGUGCAUUGAUGGGGCGUUUCAGAACUGCACCGCGCCCGUCCACGGGCCUGAAGUCUGCAACGGGGUGGACGACAACUGUGACGGGCUCAUCGACAACUCGCCCUCUCCAACCGCCGCUCGGCUCGACUGUGCCGACGGCUCCCUCUGCUUCAAGGGGCAGUGCCUGCCGUACGGCCCUCUCACCGCACCCGUCACAGUGAUCAACAAGAGCGCUGCUGGCUGGCUGUACUACGAUAAGGGGUACCUUCCGCAGUCCUACCCCACUUGGAGCACCAACAGCUCAACAGUGGUGACUCCGCCUACUUCCUCCUCAGGAGGAGCUCUCGCCCCAAAGCCCUCUCGCCCAGCCCACAUCUUCCUGUCCCUUCCCCGCUUCCUUCCAUUCCCCUCUGCCCCUCACAGCAACGUGCCAGCUCACCUACUCAAGGAGGGCGCAGCACCGUUUGGAUUCAACUCAACAUCGCCCACGGCCACCAACCUCUCUCUCGCAGCUCACCAGUGGUGCCUCUGCCUACUUCUUCCCCUCAAGUCCCACUCUCCCUCUCUGCCACUCUCCCUUGCGCCCCUCUGCCCCUCUCCCUUGCGCCCCUCUGCCACUCUCCCUUGCGCCCCUCUGCCACUCUCCCUUGCGCCCCUCUGCCCCUCUCCCUUGCGCCCCUCUGCCCCUCAACAGGAACGUGCCAGCGCAUCUCGUGAAGGAAGGGACAGCCCCGAGGGAGCAGCACCAUUCGGCUACAACUCAGCGUCCCCCACGGCCACCAACCUGUCACAGCUCACCAGUGGCGACUCCGCCUACUUCUUCCUCAAGAGCUUUGCUCUCACAGAGGAGGAGGCCAACAACACCUGGAGCUACUCUGCGUCCGUCCAGAGGGAUGACGGUGCUGUCCUCCUGAUGAACGGAGCCGAGUUUUUCCGCUCCAACAUGCCUGCUGGCCCCAUCACCUCCGCAUCCUUUGCUGCCACCGGCACGUGGGGGGCCGACAAAACCACCUUCUUCAACAGCACGCCCUUCCGAUCCAUCGCGCAGUUCCUGCAGCCGGGAACCAACUGGGUGGGAGUGCAGCUGCAUCAAUCGCGCUGGUCCAGCGAUGCCCUCUUCGAUCUCGAGCUCACCCGCCACGCCAUGCGCCCCUGUUCCGCCCUCGAAGGCUCGCCUGCUGCUUGUGUCCGCACACCCCCGGCUGACACUCUGCUGCUUGCGCAAGGGUCCACAUGGGCCUACAACGACGCCUCCCUGCCACCGCCCAACCCUGACACUUGGUUCCUGCCCUCCUUUGAUGACUCUGCAUGGCUCAAAGGCCCCGCGCCCCGCGCCCCUAGCAGCGGGCAACAACAGGGCGGGCACCAACCUCACUCUCAACAGCACCACCAGCGGCUCACGAGUGGCACACUACUUCCGCCGCGCCUUCACUGUCACCGAUGUUACCUGGCUACCUGCCACGUCACCCUCAUUCUUUCCCCCCCUCCCCUCCCCUUUCCCCACCACCCAGGCCCUGCACCCCUAGCAGCGGGCAACAACAGGGCGGGCACCAACCUCACCCUCAACAGCACCACCAGCGGCUCACGAGUGGCACAUUAUUUCCGCCGCGCCUUCACUGUCACCGAUGCUGCCUGCCACGUGGCCCUCACCGUCUCCUUCAACAUUGCUGAUGGCGCUCCAGCUGGGCACUGUGCGCCAUAUCUGUGCCUUGCUGUUGACUCUCACUGCUGUGCUCUCUGCUGUGUGCCUCUCACAUUCUCCCUCAACGUCACUGACGCCGCUGUGAGCUUUCCUGCCCAUCACCACUCCCAUUUCAUCUUCCCGCCCACACCACACCUGUCCUCCUGUCCACCCGUGCCCACAUUUCUGCCCACAUCUCUGCACCUGCCCACAUUCUUCCACACCUGUCCACCCGUGGUGUACCUGAACGGGGUCGAGGCGUACCGCUUCCAGAUGCCGCCCCCCUCAUGGGGCCCGGUCACGCCGGCCACCAACGCCACGGGCGGCUAUGUGUGGCGGUGGGUGCCGUCCGUCCUGUCGGGUGGGUGGCUGCAGCAGGGGGCGAAUGUGAUCGCGGUGGAGGUGCAUCAGCAGAGGAGCACCAACACUCUGCUCACGUUUGACGUGCAGGUUACCAGCAAGAGGGAGGCCAUUGCCUGCACUCCUGCCCCACAGUAA